AUGGCGGUGGGCUACCACCCCCGCAUGGAAGGCCCCUCCGCCAUUCCGCGGCCCAGCGGAAUACCUACUUUGAGGCACUCGAGCGUUGGCGCCGUCACGGGUGCUGGUCAACGGCACCGUCAUGUCGUUGGAACCGACGAGUUGACGGUGGGAACCGCCAUUCCCCUGCCAGGAGACCCGGGACCGUUUUACCUGGGCGAGUGGCGGAAGAGCUCAGAGACGCAUCAGCACGGGGAACCGCAAAAUGCAUGGGCGGAUCAAAAGGCGGCGGAGGCGCAGCAGGCAUGGGAGACGGAAAAAGCAUGGGAGGCCCAAAAGCCGGCGGAGGCGCAAAGGGCGGAGGAGGCGCAAAAGGCGGAGGAGGCGCAAAAGGCAGAAGCGGCGCAAAAGGCAGCGGAUCUGAAGCGGAGGGUAAAGGAGCUGGAGCGAGCUAGCCGCGAGCAGGAGAAGGAACUGACGUCGCUGAGAUCCCAGAAAAUUGCAGCAGAGCAGAGCCUUCGACGGGAAAAGGAAGCUUCCGCGUUGCUGCAGCAGAUGUUACAGCAGGAGCGGGAGGCGAAGGCGGUGAUGCUAGCGGCGCGAGAGGACGAGGCUGCCGAGAUCGACGGAGAGAAACGCGCUUUGAUUGCGCGGAGCAGGCAGCUAGCAGCGCGGGUGGAGCGAGCGGAGGAGCGAAUGGAGGGGCUGGAGCAGGAGAAGGAGGCCGUCAUACUCGAUCGCGACGCGAUUGCUAUGGAGUCGGAGGUGCUGGUGGAGCGACUCGGGGAGGUGGAACAGAUGGUGGAGAUGCUUCGGCAGGAGAACGUGAAUCUCGAGGCAGAGCUGUUGGCCGCACAGCGGUCCCGAGAUACGUACUGGACGCACAAGACCUUCACGUCCCCAUUUGCACUCAACCCAACCACUCUCAACUCCGUCCCACAGCUGCUGAAGCAGCAGCUCGCGUUUGGCACAGUGUACGAGUGCCCGCCUCUGCUCGCAUCAGCGUCCAUGUCAGCAUCCACGUCACAGCACGGUGGGCUCGACAUGGUGCGAGCAGCCAGCAUUGCCAGUGGGGCCCCUUGUACUGCUAAUGCUGCUGCUGCUGGUGGCGCAUUCAGUGCAGCAGGGGGGUUUGACUCAGCAGGCAUGCGCAGGAGUGGGAGCUUCAAUGCAUGCCAGUCAUCGUCUUCUGCUCUCCUCACGCGCAGCCUCUCGAGCAACACGGCGGAGCACAGGGCACGGCAGGCCAGCAGCGGCAUGCUGGCAGCGGCAGCUGCAGUUAGUGGUGGUGGUGGCAGGAGUGAGAUCCUGAAUGGAGCUGCAGGCCUGGCUGCCGUGCAUGAGGGCCCUGAAUGA
Molecule: messenger RNA, 1335 nt
Organism: Closterium sp. NIES-65
Lineage: Eukaryota; Viridiplantae; Streptophyta; Zygnematophyceae; Desmidiales; Closteriaceae
Source: the annotation of a GenBank genome assembly